ACUUGCUGUGCGCUUGUUGGGCCCAUCGCAGCUAUCAAUUGAAAACGUUAAGUUACGGCGUGCCGUGCCGUGAAGUGGAAACACUUCAGUCCCAAGCCACCCGUCAGUUGCGGCAUCUUCACAUGCAUUCCACAUUGCUACAUGGCCUCGUUGUAGGCAUGCUUAUCUAGUAAGCCCUGGUAUGGUCUUUGGACAGCGUUUGUCACGAUUUCCAGAAAGUAAUCAUACUAGCAUAGAAGCUUUUGCUAUCAUGCGGCAAUGGACUUAUGUAGCCCUAUUGAUCACGUCGUUCCUCGCCUUCGUGUCUCCUGCGGACAUCAGCGAUGCUGCUCUAGACGGCUUUUCCAAUGGCGGGACGCCCGCUAACUUUAUGAGCAGCCUCGGCGUUCGUGCGGUGGCACCGAUGUACGCCGUUAUCCCUAUGGAAGGCAAAAACCUCACGGUUUCGUUGACUCUUUGGCUUCGACGAGUAGGGGCUACUGGAAGUCCUUAUGGCAUGCCGCAUCAAUCCAAGGACGCAAUACGGAUUUUAGUAUGGGUAGACAAUCCUGCCGACUUGCAGCUGCGGAAGUACGGCCACUUGUUGCUUCCAGCUGAGCAGGGCGUUUGGCAGCCGGAGCUGCUCCUUGAGACGGUUCAGCCAGGGCCAAUCCUACCGGCAAAACUAGAAUACGGAAAAAAGCAGAUCAACGAGAUAGGGGACCCACGCGUGCGGCCGUACACGUUUCGUGUGGAGCUGCCAGCGGGCGCAGGGAAUUGUUUUAAGGUCAUUGAAACGAGCUACCCCAAGCAUAAGGCCCCUUUGUGCCUACCCCCAGCCGCGGGCGACGGCGUGUGUGCCACGCUAGCACCUGCCACUCAGUACACGGACAUGGCGCCCGCGUUGUGGUUUGCUAUCGGACCAACUCGGGACUUCAAAUCCACUCGUGAUUGGCGCGGAUUCCAGAUCAGCGUUGCGACACGGGUUUCGAGCUUCCUGUCGUACCACAUUGCUAUGAACACGACAGGCCUGCUGCUGUAUGUGGACGAGCUCAUGCGGCUGUACCUCAUGAACAUCCCAGAUUUACGGCAGUACGUUGAGGCCGGCACGCUCAGGCUAAUUGACUGGCUAAUGAACGAGCGUGCGCACGAUGAUAAUGACGGGCGAGGUCGGCCACUUGGGUACAACUACGACCAAGCGCUCUUCGCUGGCCACGCCCUGCUGGGCCUCUCCGCAUGCGGCGCCAACCUUAUGCUGGUUAUGACGGACCUUGAUGAGUUCCUGUACACGCCUCAGCCGGGUAUCCGCUGGCCGGAGCCGUACAAGAACUGCCUGUCACACAUGAACACUGAAGGGAAGCUUCCCAUCGCCCAGUUUAAACUCCAACGUGUUGAGGUUGUGUCGACCAAAUGGCACCCAGUGAACGAGCACGAGCUGUGGUCUGAUCCAGGACGGUCACUUCCUCGCUUUGUGAGCGCAGUCAGUGGCGGUGACAGCGGCGUCCCGACUGUCCUAAAGGGCACCCUCAGUCCACGGCAUCCGUUGGCGGAAUACGACUGGAUAUACAAGGAGCCACUGAGCUUGUUCCACACAAAGCCUGUGAUUGUGCCCGCUGCAGAGCAUGUAUUGUUUUUCGUGCAUGAGGGCGUUCCGGUGCACGGGCGGUCGCAGCUAGUCGACAUUAGCUGCCUCACGAUGCUGCAUGUGGUAAAUCAGUUCAAGAGUCGCCGCAACGAUUCGGUUGAUCACACGUAUAAGCUUAGGGAAUUCCGCCAUUGGCUGUUUAGCGAGGACGGUGCCUCAUUUAAGGGUGCGGGGCAUUAACAAAGCCGCAAAGGUGGUAGGUUUGCUUGUUGGCUAAGAUGACUUUAGAUAGCGGUUUUCGCGGGGAGGGUGGGGGUAGGAAAUGUAGAAGUUAACCCCAUAACUUCGGCGAAGGAGCUUUGUGUGGUAGCUUUUAGGAUUUGGUUUGGUGUUGUGCGGAAAACGUCAUGGGCUUGCAAAGUUUGUUGAACGGCACGGUUGGGUGGGUCCGGAGUCUCAUCGACAUGUUUACAUGGACCUUCGAGACCUUUUUCCAGGCCUCAGGUUAGAUUUCGGAGCGCUUUAUCCUAGUCCUUUGUUCAUUUCUCGUUCGUAGUGCAGGGGGGGUAGGUUCGCCGCAAAAUGACCCCUUGCUUCAUUAUAGGAGAUCUCGAUAGAUAUCCGCUUUCAAAAAUUGUAAAUGCAGUUUUAUGAAAUUAUCAUGAGCUCUUAAAGAAGGUUGUACGGCAGAAGUGGGUAGGUGGGUCUGGCCCCAACGACUCUUUUCUUUGACCUCCGAAACGUUUUUCCUAGG
This is a messenger RNA of Astrephomene gubernaculifera, 2318 nucleotides long. The record is from the annotation of a GenBank genome assembly. NCBI's taxonomy places the organism in Eukaryota, Viridiplantae, Chlorophyta, Chlorophyceae, Chlamydomonadales, Astrephomenaceae.